This is a messenger RNA of Drosophila grimshawi, 4003 nucleotides long. It is a transcript of the gene rin, whose product is annotated as ras GTPase-activating protein-binding protein 1. Gene Ontology annotation, cellular component: cytosol; ribonucleoprotein complex. The record is from RefSeq and is a predicted model, not a curated record. The transcript has 5 exons. Gene Ontology annotation, molecular function: mRNA binding. The coding region runs from base 642 to 2669 and encodes 675 amino acids. Lineage: Eukaryota; Metazoa; Arthropoda; Insecta; Diptera; Drosophilidae.
GGAACAGACGACAUCGCCGCCAUCAUAAAAGCGCACAUACACAAACGCAAAUGCACCGAGAAUAAAACAGGCAAAAGAGGAAGGAAUAAACGUCGGUUCUCUUCUCAAUUCACUUGUUAAAUUUCAUUGCGUUUGCGAUUCUUUUUUACAUAAACUAAACAAAUACCACGCACUCAAACUUAAUUAAUUUACAACUGUGAUCGCCAACAACUAUAAUAAUAAACGAGUAAUGUGCGCAAAGAAUUGCCAAAUUUGUAAUUUUUAAAAACCAAAAAGAAAAUUGCAACAAAGCAGCAGACGACGACGACGGCCAAAGGAAGAAGCAGACUGACUAAAGCGGCCGCUCCAAACCAACAAGCUUCGCGUCAUUUCUCAAAUUACAAAUCAUCUACAACAUCCUACACAAAAACCUGUGCGACGGAGUUCAACAGCCCAUCGCAAAACAAAAUAAAAAACUACCUGAUAAAAAAAAAAGAGAAACACAUAAGCAAUAUUAUUGUGCAUUAGAAAACGGACAUCAGACAGGCAACUGUUAAGACUAAAUACAAACUAAACUCGACAAGAAAAUAGUAAUUUCUGAAGCUCCUCACACUCACUGGGACUAUAUUUAGCCGCUUAGCCAAACGCUUGGAACUCUAGCAAUGGUCAUGGAUGCGACACAAUCGCAACAGCCUUCGCCACAGUCUGUGGGACGCGAAUUUGUGCGUCAGUAUUACACGCUGCUGAAUAAGGCGCCCAAUCAUUUGCAUCGCUUCUACAACAACAACUCGUCGUUCAUACACGGCGAGUCGACAUUGGUUGUGGGCCAGCGCGAUAUACACAAUCGCAUACAGCAGCUGAACUUCAACGAUUGCCAUGCCAAGAUUAGCCAGGUGGAUGCCCAGGCAACCCUAGGCAAUGGCGUUGUCGUCCAGGUCACUGGGGAGCUGUCCAACGAUGGCCAGCCGAUGCGUCGCUUCACGCAGACCUUUGUCCUUGCUGCCCAGUCGCCCAAGAAGUACUAUGUGCACAAUGACAUCUUUCGCUAUCAGGAUCUGUACAUUGAGGACGAGCAGGAUGGCGAGUCGCGUUCCGAGAACGAUGAGGAUGUGCACGAUGUCCAGGUGCAGGGCGUCGAUCAGGCUGUCCAGGUUGUCGGUGACGUUGCCCAGCCACCACAGCAGCUGCCCACUCAGGUGGUCCUGCCGCAGCCGGUUGUGCCAGUUGCAUCCGCUGGCGGAGCUGCUGGAGCGCCGCAGCAGAUCUACUAUCCACUGCCCGCGGGCGCUGCAUCCGGACGACCUGUGGCCGUAUUGCCAGCUGCGCCGCAAGCUGCUGCUGUGCCGCUGCCCGCGCAGUUCUCAAACCCUCCGCCGCCAAUUCAGAACGGAGUUGUGCCACACGACGAUUUGCCACAACAACAGCAGCAGCAACAGGGACCGCCGCAAGCUUUGGUGCAGGCCAAUGUGUCGCCGAUGGUGCAACAGCAGCCAAGUGCUGGUGGACCCGUGAGGCCAUCCAAUGUGGGCAUUGUGCAGCCGGUGGCAGUGCAGCCAGCUGGCUUCCAGCACUCUCCGCUCAUGGCGACGCCACCACAACUCCUACCACAACAGCAUCAGCAACAACAGCAGGCGGCUAUGCAGCAGCAGCCAAUGGUCGAACCCGAGGAGCCGGUUAACAGCGAGGCGAAAGUCAGCCACAUGCAGAGGGCACAAACUCCGGUCGAUGACUUCAAGACCAUACAUGAACAGCAGCAGCAGGAGAAAUACGAGGCCGCCAAGCAGCAGCAGCAGGAGCCCAAGACCUAUGCAAAUCUGUUCAAGUCAACCUCAUCAUCGCCCAGUGGCUUUGUCAAUGCGGCCCUGCAGCAGCAGCAACAAUUGCAGCAACAGCAGCAGCAGCAGCAACAACAACCACAGAGCAAUGUCUAUACGACAUCCUCAGCGGGCAGCGGUGGCGGUGUCCAGGCCAGCUACUCAACUACCGCAUCCUCCUCCUACAACAAUAACGGCAACAACAACAGCAGCACCAACAACAACAACUCGCGACUUGACAACGGCGGUCCUCUGCCACAGCGCAACAAUUCGAUUAGAAACAAGGAGUUUGAGCAGCGUCGUCCUAGCAAUGCUCAGCAAUUUGGCGAUAAUCAGCAACUGUUUCUGGGCAAUAUACCACACCAUGCUUCCGAAGAUGAGCUGCGUCAGCAAUUCGCACGCUUUGGCAAUGUGAUCGAGUUGCGUAUUCUAUCGAAGGCCAACAGCAAGGUGCUGCCAGGCAUGCGCAGCCCACUCAACUAUGGCUUUAUCACCUACGAGGAUCCCGAGGCAGUACAAAAGUGCCUGGCCAAUUGUCCGCUGUACUUCCCGGAGAACUCCCCCGAUGCCCAGAAAUUGAAUGUGGAGGAGAAGAAGCCACGCAUGCGCAAUGAUAUGCCACCGCGUCAGCCCAUUGGCGGUGGAGGCGGCGGCGGCGGCGGCAACAACAACAUGAAUAACAUGGGACGUAACAAUAUGCGCGCUGGUGGCGGCAACAGUGGUCCACGUAUGGGCGGCAAUGGAGGCGCCAGUUUUGGUCAGCGGAACGAUAAUCGCAGCAGCGGUGGCGGCAAUCAAUCCAAUGGACCGCUGCGCGGUGCGGGCAACGGACAGAGCGGCGGUGGUGGCGGCGGCGGCAAUUAUGGUCGCCGUUAAUCAGCGGGCGGCAGUGUAACAAAAAAUAAAAACCGCCUGGCCUGACAUUGGACGGGCCGCCGGAACAGAAAUAUAACAAGCAAAUAGCAGCAACAGCCCAACGUCAGAGCAUCGAUUUCUUCCAUAAUGCAAUCAAUCAAUUACCAUCAUCAACCAACCAUCAACGCACACACUUACAUACACACACACACACACACAUAAACAUUCAUACACACACGCACACAAUCAGCAGUAGUAGCAGCAGCAGCAACAGCAAAAAACAUCAUUCAACGAAAAGUGGAAAAAAAGAGAAAAGAAAACAACAGAAUGACUAAUCUUCAAUGUUCUUCAAACGUUCUUUAGAGCGAAAAACGGCUACAACGACGAUGACAGCCAUUAAAUUGCACGUGUAUCGUACUACUAGUAAAAACUUUAUAAUUUAUGCUUUUGGAUCAUCAUUUAGUUAAGCUCGCUUUUGUGCAGUUUGUUCUCUUAAGCCGCCAGCUAGUGCCAAAAAGCAAAAUUCUGUGCAAAUUUUCGUUGUAAAUCUAAUUUUAAGAAGCUGCAGCACGCCCUCCAAAAAAAAACAAAGAAAAAAAGAGUAUGUUGCAACGCGCCAACAUCAUAUAUUAUAAUUCUAAUACAUGCAGCCCACCACCUAACUCAUAAACACACAUGAACAACCAAACACACACACACACAAACAGUGUCACAGAACUUAGUGUAAAUGUAAACUAGGUUUAACUUCAUCUGUCGUUUAAAAUUCUAAUUUUUCAAAAUUUUACCUAUAAGUUUGCGAGGGAAAUGCUAUAAAAGAAAUGCAAAUGCUAAUGUUUUUUGUUUGUUUUCAUUUACAAUGAAAUUUUUCUUAAGAACGUAAUAAAUUAAAGUAAAUUAAAUGCAAAUCAUUACAAUUAAAAACAAAACUGAAAACUUAGCUAAAAACAAAAAACACAAACACAACAAAUCUAAUCAAUUUAAAAAGCAAACAAAAAAAUGAAAAAAAAAAUACUUUUUUAAAUAAAAUGUAAUAAAAAAAGCAAAAUAAAGACUUAAAAACGUAACAUUAAAAAAUCUAAAAAAAAAAAAAAAUGAAACAAGAGAAAUUAUGUAAAAGCGAUCUUAAGGAACACUCAACUAAAAGAAAGAAAAGUAUCACAGGACCUUAAAUACACUUAUAUAAAUUCAUGCAGCCGAAUCCAGGGCGCCAAUGGCCGCCUAACCCACAAACUCCUCCCCAACACCCUUCCCCAACCAUUGCCACUUCAGUUUUAUUUUGAACAUUGAACAUUUGCCUAGCUAGUCUAUAUACACAUGGAACGAAUAUAUUGUUAACAAAUGUAACGGCAAAUUGA